Messenger RNA from Daldinia caldariorum, 2336 nucleotides. Its product is annotated as DNA polymerase ligase-domain-containing protein. Lineage: Eukaryota; Fungi; Ascomycota; Sordariomycetes; Xylariales; Hypoxylaceae. The coding region runs from base 281 to 1786 and encodes 501 amino acids. The record is from RefSeq and is a predicted model, not a curated record. The transcript has 2 exons.
AGACUCAUCUUUUAAGACUUCGAGGAUAAUAGAAUAUAAUACACAAGCAGAGAGUCAAACACUACGAUCACGCGACUAAACCCUUUCGCCUCCUUUUGAAAUGUCUCUGUAUUAUGGCUAUUUCUCGUUGCUAUACCAACUAAACAAGAAAACAGAAGUUGAGUGAUUGCGUUUUGAUCAGGGAAAGGGGGUGUCGCAAGCAUCACACAGCUUGUUAAAAACUCAUCAGACUCCAAUCGGCAACCAAGUUAGAUACCUAUCCAAUUUGCAUUUUGUUAAUAUGUCACCGAAGCAGGGUUUCGGCCCUCAACUAGUCGGCAAUCCCUUCAUCAAGAAGGAGAAUUUAGAAUGGACUUUCGAUCUUUCUAAUCCGGCAUGCGACAGCCGUGAAGAUAGUAGCUCCGAUGACACAGGUGACUACGAACCCGGGGCGGAGGGAAAAAAUCCAAAGGCUUCGGCUGUAGAGGCGGGCGAGGCCAGAAUCGACGACUAUCUCGGCUACUUCAGCGGACUCCUGGAGAAGGCUAUACUGUCGUCGCCUUUCCCGUCGGAUAUGCCACGAUUACCUAUCGAAGCAUACCGAAAGCUUUACGAAGAGAACUCGGGCAAUCCGCGAGGUGCGCACUUCGUCGUGCAUCAGCACGACCAUCCCAUCGCGGGCACGCAUUACGAUCUCCGCUUGCAGAUCAACGAGACGAGCAGCGCGUCCUGGGCUAUUAUGUACGGCCUCCCGGGGGAUCCGAAUAGCCAGCGUCUGAAUAGGAACGCCACGGAGACGAGGAUCCACUGUCUAUGGAACCAUCUCAUAGAAACAGCCUCGAUAUCGACCGGCUCCCUCCUGGUAUGGGAUACAGGGACGUACACCGUCCUCCCGCCACGGGGAAACUUUAAGCCAGCUAAUUUCAACUCCCAAUCCGACGCGGAGGAGAGAGGAGGAGAAGAAGAAGAAGAGAGAGAAGAGAAAGAGUGGGCAAACCUCACGGAGCAGGAGAAACUCCACCACGCGUUCCAGAUGCGGAAGAUCCGCAUCCGACUCGCCGGCACGCGUCUCCCGCACAACUACGUGCUGAACCUGCGCCUGACCAAGGCCGACGACGCAGCCGGGCGCGCGAAGAGCACACGCGGGCGUACGCGGGGACGCCGGCGAGGAGCGCCCUUGUCGGGACUCGGUAGAAGAAGAAGAAGAAGGGGCGGGGGAAGAAAACGUGGGGCGAUCAUCGAAUUGGAAACAAGCUCCGACUCCGACUCAGACUCAGAGGUACCUCAUAGAGAAGGUCACGAUGGUGAUGGUGCGGGAAACGAAGAAUCGGAGAUCAUACCCGCUGCCCCGCCCGCCGGGCAGGUAAACGCGCGAGAAGCGGCCGCCGUCUCGGCGGUGGAGCGCGAGAUCCGCGAGCUCGAGGACGAGCAGGUGCGGCGGACGAACGCGUACCCCGGCGCGGAGAACUCGAUCGGGAGCGUGCACCAGCGGCGGUGGUACUUGUCGCUCGACAGGGAGGCGUGCGGGUUCGUGAAGAGGCGGAGGGCGGGGCGGGUGGUUUGGGAGGACAAGGAAGAGGCUAAGGAGGAGGGGAAGGAAGAAGUACAAGGACAUGCUGACGAUGAUGAUGAUGAUGAUGGCGGUGGUGGUAGUGGUAGUGAGAAUCGACUCAAGUUCCCGUUUUACGUCUGCGGCGCGGAGCUCGAGAGGAGCGUGGUGACGGGUCGGACUGGCGCCGAUGUAUUGAAGGACGAAGGUGUUGUUGGACAUAUUGGACGGAAGGGCUGGCGGCCUGUGUUGAAUUAAGUUGGGCGAUGGCUUGGGCUUUCUCGGGUUUGAGGAAGAUUUCGUAUUACUUUUAGGCCCGCGAAUAAGAUUGAACUUUGCGAUGCAGUCCACCUCCUCUCCUUCCUAAUAGCUUCCUUGCUCGGCUCUUUCGAAUGCCCUAUCAUAUAGAUGUGUGUGCCUAUACAUAUAUUCGUCGUCUAUGUCCACCGCGAUGGCUUCGUUAGCAUAUAUACCUGGUAUAUAUAUAUAUAUUGUGGCCGGAACUGUUCAAAAUUCUCACGGGCGUAGCGAUAUAGCCAGGUAAUUGUAUAAACUUGAGCUUUGUAAGUGAAACAUCAUCGUUGAAGUGGUAGGCAAAUGUAGGUACCUAGGUAGUCAGAUGGCUCGAAUAGCUUCGAUAUCACUACAAGUUUCAGCUUGAAAUUUGACAUGCCAGCAUAUCUUCCGGGAAAGGUUCACAAUGCUAUUUGGGAUAUAUCCUUACCUACCUGGUACGUAGAAGACCUAUACCAGGUAACAACACUCAAGACGUAGGUACCUAUCAUAUCUUCAUCCACAAGUCAGAACG